AUGCCCGCCGCUUCGAAACGCACGCGUACGGUAACGGCGGACGAGGAGAACGCGCCCCCUACCCCGCCUCCUACGGCUCGCGCGACUCGUCGGACCCCUGCUGUAGCAGCUCCAGAGCCCUCAGUCUCUCCUACGACCAUCACCACCCCUCCCUCCCCCCAACCUACCACUACACCCACGCGACCUAUCCAAACGCCCUCGUCCACUCUCCACCUCGCGCCCCCUACACCUCUCACACGGAGCUCUACCUCGCUAUCGCCAGCCACGCGCCGCACGACCGCCUCAGGGCUAUCGCUCGCAGCGCUCACGCCUAGCCGGGGAGGAGGCAGCGGCGCCGCUGGCCCGUCUCGAGGAGGCAUGCUCGUCCGUACCCAGUCUACACCGGCCCUUUCCAGCCCGACCGACCUGAAGGAAAGCGUCGCGUCUGGUUCAGGUGGAGGUGGGAGGGGUAAGGGUGAUCCCGAGGAUGUCUUUGGCGGGCCCGGAAGGCGGUUUGGAAAGGGCAAGGAGAAUGUACCACCAAAGAAGGACGCGGAGAGGGAUGAGGCCGAGAGCAGUUCCAGGAAGAGGCUACGGGUCAGCCGGAGGGCCAGUGGAAGCGGGAGUGGAAUAGGCAGAGCGAGGAGCGGUAGUGUCGCUAGUGUACGGAGCGAGAGCUCUUCAGGUAUGUCUCCUCGUCCUACACGAGCCCGAAUUCAUGCUGAUAGUGCAGGCCCCAACUCGCUAUUUUCGCGCCGAUCAACCGUCUUUCCUUCCCCCUCUCCAUCACCAUCCAACGCUACUUCAUCGAGCUCAAUCGAUCCCCUUGAUGUCCUCGGUGAGGCGGAGGAUGACAUGGACCUCGAUCGAACUCCUACUAAAGCACGCCCGGUACCUCGUCGAGGCGUCACACUCCCCACACCACCUUCAUCCUCCCCCUCCCUCCGCUCCGAGGUGGACGCGACUGGUCGCCGGAUGCAGCUCGUACGCGUCGAUUCGACCCUCUCCAUCUCGUCGGACGCUACCGAGAACGCGUACAAGCACCUCAAAUCCUUCCUCCGGCUCUCGUCUUCUACCGAGAGAUCCACUUCGGCCGACGUCAUUGGGCGGGAAGAUGAGAAGGCUGUUCUGAGGUCAUACUUCUCGCUUCGGUCGGCGUACGACGUAGGGCUGUACGUUUCUGGACCGCCUGGAACGGGCAAGACCGCGCUGGUCACUGCGAUGGGACGGGAGAUGGCCAUGGAAGGGUGGAAUGUUGUGGAGGUGGGAUGUAUGGGCGUCAACGCGGGCAGUAUCCGGGCGUUGUUGGCUGAGCAGCUGGGUUGUGAGAGGUCAGAAGAGGGCGUACAAGCCGCCAUUGCGCGUCUCGGCAAGAACACCUUGAUCAUCCUGGACGAGGUCGACUCGCUUCUCCCUCCCGCCCCGGCUCUUCCUACACCGGCUACCUCACACCUGCUCUCCCGCCUCUUCUCGCUUCCCCUCCUCUCUACCCCCUCCACCACCAUCAAGUUCAUUGCCAUUUCCAACACCCUCGACCUGACCGUCCGCGCUCGUCUCGUCCUCCCUACCGGCACCCAGCCUCAGGUCCUCCCCUUCCGCGCAUACGGUACCGCCGAGAUGAUCGAGAUUGUCAACUCUCGUAUCGCCGCGGCCGCGAUAGACCGGCUGGACUUUGAGACUGUCAAGGUCGACCAGAAGGCGAUCGAGCUCUUGACGCGCAAAGUCGAGGCGCAGAACGGGGAUCUGCGAACAUGCCUCGCAUCCUUGACAUCGGCCGUCAACCUCGCCGAGGCUGAAUGGGUCAAAAAGACAUUCACGUCCGAGUCGGAUGCGCCUGACGCUCCGGUAGUCCCCCUUGUCAAAAUCGCCCUCCCGCACAUCAUCAAGGCGUUCACUUCGCACACGCAGCAGCUCAAGGCUGCGGCGGGAUCAUCAUCUAGCGCAUCGGGCAGCCCGACCGCCCGCAAGAUCCGCUCGGUACCUCUCCAGGGAAAGAUGGUGCUCGUAUCCAUCCUCAUCUACCUCGCUCGGUGCCGCGUCGGCCUUCCCGGCUGCCCUAGCGCCGCCAGCAACGCCUCGACCCCCACCACCAGCCCGCACAAACACGGCGACCUCUCCACUUCCACCCUGUACGCGACGUAUUCGUACCUCCUUUCUCAUUCCUCCAGCCCCUUCCCUCCCGCCGCCGAAUCAGACUACCGGGACCUCCUCUCCAACCUCGAGACCCUCGGUCUGGUUUCGCUCUUUGGGAACGGAUCGUCCGCGCACAUGUCUCGCUCGACAUCGGCGGGUAAUGCUCGCGGAGGAAAGGGAGCCGCAGCGGGACCGAGGGUCGAGCUGUGUGUACCCGAAGAGGAUGUCAAGUUGGCUUUGGGGCUGGGUGCGGGCGCCACGCAGGGCGGGAUGGCUGAUGAGGAGGUUGGCAAGGUCUGGGACAGGGAGGAUGCGCGGGUCGAGAAGGCUCGGGAGAAGAUUGCGAGGGCGGUAGAGGUCUUGGCGGGUUUGGAGAGGGAUUAG
Dioszegia hungarica is the source of this 2496-nucleotide messenger RNA. RefSeq lists its product as uncharacterized. NCBI's taxonomy places the organism in Eukaryota, Fungi, Basidiomycota, Tremellomycetes, Tremellales, Bulleribasidiaceae. Gene Ontology annotation, biological process: mitotic DNA replication checkpoint signaling. The record is from RefSeq and is a predicted model, not a curated record. Bases 1 to 2496 code for a protein of 831 amino acids. Gene Ontology annotation, cellular component: nucleus. Gene Ontology annotation, molecular function: DNA replication origin binding; ATP binding; ATP hydrolysis activity. The transcript is spliced from 3 exons.